Molecule: messenger RNA, 4270 nt
Organism: Acromyrmex echinatior (Panamanian leafcutter ant)
Lineage: Eukaryota; Metazoa; Arthropoda; Insecta; Hymenoptera; Formicidae
Product: GTP-binding protein RAD
Cellular component (GO): plasma membrane
Molecular function (GO): GTP binding; GTPase activity; calcium channel regulator activity
Source: RefSeq, a predicted model, not a curated record
CGUGAUUUCUAAGGGAAGAAGGCACCACGCGAAAGGGUGGAGCAAAAAGGCGGCGCGGGGAACAGAGGUGAAAAAUCGGAAGCAAUAAAAGAUUCUCGUGACGGAGGGGCUUCGCACGGCCCUGGCGCGACUGCGGCAUUGUACCCCUGCGGGGGGCUCGCUGCCGAACACACCGAAUCCACCGUCCACCCCGGAACACAAGUCCCAAGGGUGUUCGAGGAAUCGCGAGUCGGCAAUCAGAUGUGGCAGUUUGGGGAGUAGCGCGUGUGAUACAGGGGAUACAUCGCAGUCGCAGCCAUCGCGGGGACAGCAUGGAGCCGACGGCGGCGGCGGCGGCGGCGGCAGGGACAGCGAUCUUCUGUCGUCCGCGAUCCGGCGGUUCAAUUUUAAAUCGGCCGGCGGCAGCCGUAGCUGUCGCACAGUGCCAAAAGUCGUGGUCAUGGGCUCCAGCACGGCAUCCGAGACCACGAUCAACACGAGCACAGAUAGCGCCAACACUAUGCUCACCAUGGUAACGACGACAGACGGGGAACAGCCGGACGACAGCUUCGAUCUGAUCGACGUGCCGGCUGAAAUGUCGCCUCCCACUACUGCUCCGUCGCAAUCAUCCAUCCCUCCCGUUGGUCAUCGGGGACAUUCCGAUGAUACGCUCGGGGGCAACAAUAAUUCGUCGCCGACGUCGCCCACGUCACCGAUCUCUGUCGCGGCGCCGAUCGCGGCGAAUCAAACUACACCGCCAUUGCCGCUUCCAUCGUCGCCCAUGACUCCGCUUUGCGCCUUCGAUGGGACCGAAAUCGCCGGGCCCUCGAACCGUUGUAUGCGCAUGAAACUCGAUUCAGGUCAACAGGAUGGUAACAAUAAGACGACCACCGGUACCUCUAUCAAUCAGGGUCACAACGCGAGCAAUAGCGAGGGUACGGCGACUCUUCCAUCACUCACGUCGAUAGUUCCCACGCACCAUGAAACCAGAUUUACCUUCGGCGGCAGCGGCAGAACCCCGCCUCUUCCAGAUCUCAGAGCCGCGGAUUUCUUUAGCACCCCCGUGAGAGGCUCGGUGGACGCGGGCCAACCCGAUUCGGUCGACACGCGGUCUUCGAUUCGAAAUCUGGUGGCUGCCCAGGAGAAACACAACGCCAGAGUGGGAUAUCAAAGCGAUUAUACGGCCGGUGGAAAAGUCAACUCGAUUCAGGUGAACGCAGCGGAAAAGGGCACGAUCGAGCACAAGCGCAGCCAGAAGAGGCCCAAUAUCAACGUGACGACCAAUCCUCUCGAUAUAUCGCUUAUAAGUGCGACCCAGCCAUGCAAUACCCAGGAUUGUAACGUUCAAAGUAAUGCGAGUACGAAAUCGCGAGGACGAUCAGCUGGCGGAAGUGGCGGCAGCAAGCGAUCAACUCAGGCGACGAUCGUGGUACAACAGCCGUCUUUGUCGUUGGACGCGCCCGCGGCGACGAUUCUGCUACACCCAGACGCCGACGCCAGGCGACGCGAGGAGAACAUGCGGCAGCUGCUGGAUGUUGCCAACACCCUCACCCUGCAAGAGAUACACGACUUUGAGAUGAGAUACGGAAGUCCCCAUCAUAGCCGAUCACAAUCGGUAAAGGCUCCCGGGAGUCGUUCUUCCGGUCGACCAAAUUAUCUGUGUCUUCCGCAACAAAGAUCGCGAGUAGCGAGUAUGCCUAACACCGGGGUGGAGGAGGAAUACUACAGACUACGGCAUUUCAGCAUCACUGGCAAAGGGGUGGUAAACCGGGGCGAUUCCCUAAAGAGCCGCAGAUCACGCUCUAACAAUAGCAUGGCGUCCAGCAACUCUAGCCUUUCUUCUAUUCGACGCAGCACGGAACACCUGACUGCCUCGUAUCCGGGAUCAGCGCGGAAUUCGGCGGCGGGCUCGUUGGCGAGUUCGAGGGAGAGCAGCGCAUCUCAAGGUCCAGCGCCAUACCGCGUCCUUAUGCUGGGCGCCCCCGCCGUCGGCAAGAGCUCCUUGGUGUCUCAAUUUAUGACUUCGGAAUACCUGCACGCCUACGACACUUCGAUCGAUGACGAGUCCGGCGAAAAGACGGUCAGCGUACUCUUGGCUGGUGAGGAGUCAGAAUUGACUUUCAUCGAUCACUCUUGUGCCGAAAUAACGCCGGAAAAUUGUAUCUCGACGUACGAGCCGCACGCAUACUGUGUCGUUUAUUCUACGACCGAUCGGACGUCGGUGCGCGUUGCCGAGGAGGUUCUCCAAUCCUUAUGGCGGAGUGAUCACGUAUCCGCGAGAGCGGUUAUCCUCGUGGGGAACAAAGUCGAUCUCGUUCGCAGUCGACUGGUAUCGACCGAAGAGGGCAAAUCCAUGGCAACGUCUUACGAUUGUAAAUUCAUCGAAACAUCCGUCGGAAUUAAUCACAACGUCGAUGAAUUACUGGUCGGCCUGCUCACGCAAAUUCGCCUGAAGCUGGAGAACCCCGAGAGGACUAGAGAGAUGUUCCGUAAAAGAUCGCGGAAGAACCGUAGCAAAUCGCCGCUGGGUUCGUGCUCGGAGAACAACUCGCCUAAGAAAUAUCGUGGCAGUCGGACCAGCACUAGCCUGAAGGUGCGCAAUUUGCUUGACAAGGUCUGGGCGCGUGACAGCAAGUCAAAGAGUUGUGAGAAUCUACACGUUUUGUAAAAGAGUUCCGAGGACCGUCCGCUUCGGCGUCGCGUCGCGUCGCGUCGCGUCGCGUCGCGUCGGUACCGAUCGUCUAAAUCCCCAGAAUGAUCUGGGAACAGCAAAUUGGACUUCCAUGAAAACGUCUUACGCUUCGGAGCAGUCUUACUUCUUCAAAUACGAGGGUCGGUGAGGCAACUCUCGUAAGAGAAAAGGUCAAGUAUCGACCGCUCCAUACUCAACUUUUCACGGCAGAAGAGAAGGCACGUGCAUAUCGCUUUGUAACGAAGUAGUAGCGACCUUCCCAGCCGUUUUCUCUACGUUGCUCUACGAGCAUUGUUAGCUCUCUGUGGACGAGGUAAUUUUUGAUGAUUUAUGUCUGACGAGGCAUGCGACGUCCGAUUAAUCAAUGCUACAUAAAUCUUUUUAUUUCGCUCUCGCGCGACUUUGGAAAUUUUAACGUUAUAUUCCGACGAUUACGAUUAAACUAGUCCUAGCUUGUGUCCUACUGUUUGCUGAUUUUUCAAUUACCUCCUUUCAAUUAUUUGUGUGUAACUGUGAAAAUUAGAUCUGUCUCAAGUUGUUAGCGUUUUCUCUUCAUUUCUAUCUAUAAAUCAAAUUUUAAGUUUUAAAGAGAUUGAUCAUUGGACUUUUCAUAGCUUCUAUAAAUUCCGUACCGUAAGUGAUAAAAUGUUUUUAAUUCCGAAGUAAGAGUACAAUCUUUGUGAUUACCGUAAAGCGUAAAUAUAGACCAUAGAAGAUUGGCUUGGCGCGUAUCUUACCAAGAGCGUAGGCGUCGUUAACACGAAGAAUAAGUUCGCGCUCGAAGAAGUCGUAAACUAAAACGCCUGUGAAGUAAAGUGAAACGUGACACCCCGAAGGCAGCAAUCAGCGCAGAUUACUACUGGCGAACGUACUCGUUAUCGUAUGUAAGGAGAAAGGGAAUCGCAUCGAUUUUUAUCACGUUCGCCCGCCGACCGUGACGUUUCGUUGUCAUACUUUAACGCGAGGCUUUUUUGAAAAAGCGCUCCGUAAGAUGAAAAGAUCUGCUCCAAAAGGCGCAUAAUUGUAGAGGAGCAUAAAUACACGCGCCUAUACGUUGUAUCGCUCUGUUUGUACCACGGUUUCCAUUGUAGCAAAAUACGCGCGCGAUUAUUAUAUUUGUAUUUAUUAUAUGUAGAUGCUUUGCAUUUCAAUUUUGUACGAAAUGGAACUUUUCAUUGAAUCCAAGCAGGAAUUGACGAUCUUUAACUAUAUUUCAGCGAAUAGGAUGGCUUGUUGACCCCUUUGCGCUCAACAAUUUUGACUAUACAUACACAUACGCGCGCGUUUGUAUAUGUGCGUGUGUAUAUAAAAUCUUGUAUAUAUCCGAUUCCGAGAUAAAUAGCAAUACGAGCAUAUUAAUUGUAGUCUAAUACCGGUUAAAACGGUGAUCCUCGAAUCUUUUUCGUUGAUGAUAUGAUGAUUUACGCGACGCAUUCAACGUUUGGCAAGGAAUUCGGUGUUGUAUGUUGAAUAAAUCAAGUUUACGUAUUAAGCAAAAGACGUAUUAAGAAAAGAAAAAGACAAGAGAAAAGAUAGAAGUUUCAGACUUCAAGUGUGAUUUUAAUUUAUUUUUAGAAAAAUUGAAAUUUUUUUAAACUG